Messenger RNA from Rhagoletis zephyria (snowberry fruit fly), 2012 nucleotides. It is a transcript of the gene Rala, whose product is annotated as Ras-like protein A. NCBI's taxonomy places the organism in Eukaryota, Metazoa, Arthropoda, Insecta, Diptera, Tephritidae. Gene Ontology annotation, cellular component: membrane. Gene Ontology annotation, biological process: signal transduction. Gene Ontology annotation, molecular function: GTP binding; GTPase activity. The record is from RefSeq and is a predicted model, not a curated record.
UGUUGGUCAUUGAUUGACAGAAUCUGUUGGAAAUUAGUGUUGUGUAUUUUCUAUUCCAUCGUUGUGCGGUUAAAGUGUGUGGCAAAUUGCAGAUAAAUAAUUAAAAAAUCUACCUAUUUACCAAAACAGUUUCAUUGGCUUUUAUAUUAAAUUGUACACAUUUCGCAUCUUGCGGCAGAGGAAAAAUCGUAAAUACAAGAAAAAAGGAGUGUCCCCGUGCUAUCAAAAAAAAAGAAAAAAACAAAAAACGCUAUGUCGUUAAUUUUUAAUGUAGUAAAAGUGUAAAUAACUAAUAACUAAAUUUGUGGAAAAGAAAAAAGCAAACGCGCGAACAAGUGCAAAGAUAAGCAAGAAAUUUGUGCAAACGGAAAAAAAGUAAAGCAAACGCUGCGAAAGCGACAAAAAACAAGUAGCACAAAAAAGUAGAGCGAAAGCAGCAAUUCAUUAAAUAUUUGAAGUCUUUUAAUUGUGCAAAAAGCAAUAAAGUGCUAGGCAAUUACUCAUUGGGUGCAGUAAAGGAUAACUGGAAGGUAAAAAGAGGCAGAUAGAGCCUACCAAUAAAAUUUUCCUGGCUACUAAAUAAAAAAAGGAGCAAGCAGAAAGGCAAGUAAGGCAUAGGAAAACCAAAGGAAGCUCAACUUAAAAAAAAAAAAAACAACUCGUUAUAACAACAACAGCAACAGCAAUAGCCAACCUUCCAACAAAAUGAGUAAAAAACCUACAGUCGGACCCGCGCUCCACAAAGUGAUAAUGGUGGGCAGUGGCGGUGUUGGCAAAUCAGCAUUAACACUACAAUUCAUGUACGACGAAUUCGUGGAAGAUUACGAACCAACCAAAGCAGAUAGUUAUAGGAAAAAGGUCGUUUUAGAUGGCGAAGAAGUACAAAUAGAUAUAUUGGAUACUGCCGGACAGGAGGAUUACGCUGCCAUCAGAGAUAAUUAUUUUCGCAGUGGUGAGGGUUUCCUCUGUGUCUUCUCAAUCACAGACGACGAAAGCUUCCAAGCAACACAAGAAUUCAGGGAACAAAUAUUACGUGUGAAAAAUGACGAAAGCAUACCGUUCCUGUUGGUGGGUAACAAAUGCGAUUUGAGCGACAAACGUAAAGUGCCGCUAAACGAAUGCCAGGCACGCGCCCAACAAUGGCAGGUGCCCUAUGUGGAGACCUCCGCUAAAACGCGUGAAAACGUAGACAAGGUAUUUUAUGAUCUAAUCAGGGAUAUUUCAUCACGAAAGAAGCAACGUCAGUCCGAUGUGCGACAGCCGCCAAAAACCAAAUCUCACUGCUGCCAACUGCUCUAAUAAUCAUGAGAGAGAAAUAAAAUCACAAUUAAAAAUUACAAAAAUGUAACGACGCCGCUGAAUACAAGCUAUAAAUGCCGAUAAUAACUAUGAUAAUGACGACGAAUGUAUAAAAAAAACAAUACUAUAUUACAAAAAACUACAGUCCUUCAGGAAGAGAAAGAACUUUUGAAAAAAAAGGAAAAUAAAAAUGCUAUGCGAAAUAUACGCGAGCACAUCUCGGACAAGCUGUUGCAUAGAAAAGCAAAAACAACUCAAUUUAUGCAUAGAUUUGUAAAAAAAGAAACUCUGAAGCACAUUAACAUAUAUGUAUGUACAUGCGACUGUAUUUGUAGGAGAAAAAGCAAUUACAUAUAAACCCAAUUCACGCAUUGUAUUGUAUGGCAUUCAAAACAAGAAAAAAAAAAUGAAGAAACAACCAAAAUAUACUACAUACUUACAUAAACCUUGCAGACUUUAUUAAUCAUAUAUCUAUAUAUACAGAUAUGUAUUAUUAAAAAAACAAGCGCAUACAUACAUGCAUACAUACAUACAUGGUUACUUACUUACAUCCGUACAUACCAAUUUCAAACCAAUAUACAUAAGUUUCAAUUUGUAUUGUAAAUUAAGCUUAAGCCGAACACAAUAUGUUUUAUAGACAUAGUACAUACAUGCCUAUGUUUUACGUGCAUUGUGUACAGAAAUAAACUGCUCUUUUCAAUUGUAAAAAAAAA